UUGACAGCUAUAGGAAGCCAAAGCGGAGGGCGCCAUAAGGGGAGCAUCAUCACUUUCACCCAGUAAAAGAAAAAAAAGUAGUCUCACCCUCGCAGAGUGAACAGUCACACAACUCAAGAUGGCUUUCUUGAUCAAGAGCAUGAUUGGGAACCCCCUGUCAGGAAUGGGUCUUGGUGGUGGAGGUGACAAAGAAGAGGAGGCCACCCCCUCAGAUCCAGCCAAAGCAGCAGGGAUGACACGCGAGGAGUAUGAAGAGUACCAAAAACAGUUGGUGGAGGAGAAGAUGGAGAGAGAUGCAGAUUUCUUACACAAGAAGGCAGAGAGGGCAACACUCAGGGUGUGCCUCAGAGAAAAAUACAGGCUGCCAAAGAGCGAGCAGGACGAUAACAUGCUUGAGAUGGCCGGGGACGACGUGGACGUGCCCGAGGAGCUACUCAAGAUGGUGGACGAGGAUGCCACGGAGGAGGAGGGCAAGGACUCCAUCAUGGGCCAGUUUCAAAACUUGCAGAACAUGGACAUGGACCAGCUGAAGGAGAAGGCCUCGGCCACUGUCACCGAGCUGAAGACCAAAGCGGAGGAGAAGUGCUCCGUCAUGUGAGCGGCCUGAGGGGUUCGUCUGUGUUUGAGUGAUGAAGAGGAAGAAGAAGAAGAGGAAGAGGAGAACACAAGAAAAUUUCAACACUUUCUGAGAAUCUGCAGACUGAGCUGUGUUAAUAAGUCUGAGAUUCAGUUUCAACCGCCUACAAAGUAUUCACUUUUAUCAUAAGCACUACUACUACCGGUCUGCAUCUACUGAACAACAUACUGUAAAACUUUCCCUGUUAGCUUUUUACUGAACGGGUAGUAAUUUACAACAUAUCAUUGCAAUAAACUUAAAAUACUUUAAUUUACAACCAGAGUGCCCCAUCUCUCCCCGAUGACCGUUAUCUUUGAUAAACUAUGUAGAAAAGUGAUUUUCCCAGCCAAGUAGCCCUUUUCACGUCAUUCACAGGCCACAAUACAUUUUAAUAAUAUGAUUAUUUGUGAUAUAACCUUCGCUUUUUUCUCUGUUUGUUGUAAAUUGAGACAGUUAUGUCUCUAAACUUGUUAUUUUCAGUCAAAUAAAUAAGAAAUACACCAAGACAAGCUUAUAAAACAACUUACUUAAGUUAAAUAUUCAAUCCUGUAUGAGUGUUUCAACUUUCCUUUUGGUUUGUUGGUUAUUCUAGAUUUUUUUUUUUGUAUGUGGUGUUUGAAUUAUGACAUUUAGAUUUUUGCAGUGUUAUUACAGAGCAGACAUGUUGAUUUACUUUGAUUUUCUCCACAUACUCAUUUGAAUUGUAAUAACGGUU
Molecule: messenger RNA, 1331 nt
Organism: Epinephelus fuscoguttatus (brown-marbled grouper)
Lineage: Eukaryota; Metazoa; Chordata; Actinopteri; Perciformes; Serranidae
Gene: cplx4a
Product: complexin 4a
Exons: 3
Coding region: 119-598 (159 amino acids)
Biological process (GO): neurotransmitter transport; synaptic vesicle exocytosis; regulation of neurotransmitter secretion
Cellular component (GO): SNARE complex; terminal bouton
Molecular function (GO): syntaxin binding
Source: RefSeq, a predicted model, not a curated record